AUGAAGAAACCCUCAGGUCAUUUAAAGCGUGGACGGCUAUGUCAGGAGGGCAUCGAUGAGGCUCAGGAACUUGGACAGAAAACAGCAGAAGAAGCUCGGGUGAUUGGCGCCAAGUAUGGCAAGUCGCGCGCUAUUCUCAUUGAGGCUGGUCUGUCCAUCAAGCAUUCACGAUCAGAGUCUGAUUGGAAUGCCCACCAACGCUGGUCAUGGAUAAAUACACCCCGCAAGGACAAAGAAUGUCACAUCAUCGACUGGAAAGAACGUCAACGCAAACAUUAUCAUGCGAUGGGCAAGGAUGACGAAGAGUGGGACAUCAUUCGCAACUAUAACGUUACUGGCGGCAAUACCAAUCAAUCACGCGCCAAGACCAUUUUGUCAAUGAGGGAGGAUAUUGCAAGAAAGUUGUCUGCUUAUUCUCGCCUUGAAGGAGCAUCCGGCUUUGUCGCGGGCUCCGACCUCAUAGUCAAGUUGAUCAAUGAGCAUCAACUGGAUGCUCGCGCAAUAUUAGAUUGGGUCGUGACUGCAACGAAAGCGAAAGGCUACAAUAUAUCCGUGCCGCAGUUCAUGGGGGGAGUAGGGGCUUACGAGAUUCUACUUUCAAAGCCAAACGAGGCUCCCCGCGACCGUUACAGGAGGAUAUGGCCAAUUAUGGUACUCGAGCACACUUCGAAGUUUGGGUAUCAACCCAAAGCAGUCCAGUGGCGGAAGCUUCUUGACUAUGCUUUCCAGUACAAGUUCAUGAUUAAGAACUGGCCUGAAGACGUCCUUCCUAUCGGUCCCGAAUUCAAUCCUCACAACCUAAGUUCUCAGCACCUCAAGCUACUUGUCGUUCCUUUCAUCAAGCGCAAAGCGCAUUCUUAUUAUGAGGCAGAGCUCCGCACUGAAGCUGAGAGCUUGUUAGAGCUAGAGAAAAAGAAGUCGAAGGGCAAGCGCCGAGGUCAGGGGCGCACUGUGGAAGACGUCAUGAGUGAAUUAGAUGUCGAUGUACCCGAGAUCGAGUUCGCAGCUUGGCCAGAUGAAUGUAUCAAGCAGCUCAAUGACGAGGUGCCGGAGAUGUUCGACAUUCCCUUGGUGACCAGUGCCUUGGAUGUUGUGCUACGCAAGCUAGUAGACUCCGCCAAAUUUAAGGGUCUGUCCCUGAAGAUAUAUUGGCAGCUCAUGAAGCACAUCCGGAUGGUCAGACUCCCUCUACUCACGACACGCUGCCAAGUGAUCAUGAAUCUCCUGUCACUCCGAGCCCCCCGACCUUGCCAUCAAACCAACGUCACCCUACCAAUUUCACAGCAGUACAUCCGCGAGGACACUCAUCUUCCUCAAGUCCCAAAUGUGUUUGAUCGUGAAUCUCGCCCUGUUCUGCCUACAAGCAGAGAUGAACCUGUCGGUGGUGGAAGACGACAGGCUAGCCUGCCGUUCAAGGCGAAGAAACCUUUACGGGUUGACCCUACAUUCAUGCGCCGCAUGGAGGAGCGUCCCGCUGACUCUCGCUUGCCCUACCCAGGCCCUCGUCGUGAGGACAGAGAUUUCGUUGCCCCAAACCGCCGCCGUGAAUAUUCUCGUUCACCUCCUGUAUACCCUCAGCGAGAUCCAUCUCGCUCAAGGUACUAUCGGCCCACCUACAGGCAACGCGAGACUUCUCCUGUCGCGCUUAGCGAUGAUGGUUCUUAUCCUGGACGUCCUGCUCACUCACGCCGGCAAAAUCAUGCUGAUGAUUUCAAUCAGAGGUUCCAAGUAAGGAGAGCUGGUGACUCUCAUUAUGAAGACGGGCCUUCGCGGUUUCGCUACUAA
Molecule: messenger RNA, 1785 nt
Organism: Suillus subalutaceus
Lineage: Eukaryota; Fungi; Basidiomycota; Agaricomycetes; Boletales; Suillaceae
Exons: 9
Coding region: 1-1785 (594 amino acids)
Source: RefSeq, a predicted model, not a curated record